This is a messenger RNA of Vombatus ursinus (common wombat), 6421 nucleotides long. It is a transcript of the gene SIRT1, whose product is annotated as sirtuin 1. The transcript has 9 exons. The record is from RefSeq and is a predicted model, not a curated record. NCBI's taxonomy places the organism in Eukaryota, Metazoa, Chordata, Mammalia, Diprotodontia, Vombatidae. Gene Ontology annotation, molecular function: NAD+ binding. Bases 1 to 2169 code for a protein of 722 amino acids.
AUGGCGGACGAGGUGGCGCUCACGCUGGAGCCCGGCGCGGGCGGCGGAGGUCCCGCGGAGCCCGGCGGGGAGCCGCUCAGCAAGCGGCAGCGCAGGGACGGCCCGGGCCCGGGGCCGGGGGCGGAGCGGGCCGGCGGGGCGGGGAGCCCGGGCCCGGAGGCGGCGGCCGCCCUGCUCGGGGAGGCCUCGGACGCGGCCGCCCCCGGCGGGGACAAUGGGCCAGGCCCGCGGGGCCUGCGGGGCCUGCCCCGGGAGCCGCCGCCGCUGCCACCGCCGGACGACGACGACGACGACGAGGACGACGACGAGGCGGAGGAGGAGGAAGAGGGGGGCGAGGACGAGGACGAGGCGGCGGCGGCGAUUGGCUACCGAGAAAAUCUCUUCAGUGAUGAAAUUCUUGCCAACGGCUUUCAUUCCUGUGAUAGUGACGAGGAUGACCGUGCCUCUCACGCAAGCUCCAGUGACUGGACUCCCAGACCUCGAACAGGUCCUUACACUUUUGUGCAGCAGCAUCUCAUGAUUGGCACAGACCCUCGGACCAUCCUAAAGGAUCUGUUGCCAGAAACAAUCCCACCACCUGAACUAGAUGAUAUGACACUAUGGCAGAUUGUUAUAAACAUCCUUUCAGAACCACCAAAAAGGAAAAAGAGAAAAGAUAUUAAUACAAUUGAGGAUGCUGUGAAGUUGUUGCAGGAGUGCAAAAAAAUCAUUGUUCUCACUGGAGCUGGGGUAUCUGUUUCCUGUGGAAUACCUGACUUCAGAUCAAGAGAUGGUAUUUAUGCACGCCUGGCAGUAGAUUUCCCUGACCUCCCCGAUCCUCAAGCAAUGUUUGAUAUCGAGUAUUUCAGAAAGGAUCCAAGACCAUUUUUCAAAUUUGCAAAGGAAAUUUAUCCUGGGCAAUUCCAGCCAUCUCUCUGCCAUAAAUUUAUAGCCUUGUCAGAUAAGGAAGGAAAACUACUUCGAAACUACACUCAGAACAUAGACACACUGGAACAAGUUGCGGGGAUUCAGAGGAUCAUCCAGUGUCAUGGUUCCUUUGCAACAGCUUCUUGCUUGAUUUGUAAAUACAAAGUGGAUUCUGAAGCCGUACGUGAUGAUAUUUUUAAUCAGGUGGUUCCUCGAUGUCCCAGGUGCCCAGCUGAUGAACCACUUGCCAUCAUGAAGCCAGAGAUUGUAUUCUUCGGGGAAAACUUACCAGAGCAGUUUCAUAGAGCCAUGAAAUAUGACAAAGAUGAAGUUGAUCUCCUCAUUGUAAUUGGGUCAUCCCUGAAAGUAAGACCAGUAGCGCUGAUUCCGAGUUCCAUACCCCAUGAAGUGCCUCAGAUCCUGAUUAACAGGGAACCCCUGCCUCACCUGCACUUUGACGUGGAGCUUCUGGGGGACUGUGACGUCAUCAUUAACGAGCUCUGCCAGCGGCUGGGUGGGGAAUACAGCCGGCUCUGCUGCAACCCGACAAAGCUUUCAGAGAUCACAGAAAAGCCGCCACGAGCCCAGAGAGAGUUUGGAGCUCACUGGGUAGGACUGCCCCCCACGCCUCUUAAUAUUUCUGAAGACUCCAGUUCCCCCGGCAGAACUUCCCCACCAGACUCGUGGGCAACUGAGGGGAGGCCUGGGGAUACGGAGGAUGGGGCCACAUCAAGGAGGGGCUGCAAGGCAGAGAAGCCAGUGCCAGAGGGGCGAGCAUCUUCAGGACACCCUGCAAGUAUUACAGAACAGCUGGAGGAUCCUGGAGCCAACAGUGGGGAGAAUAGAGAGAAAAAUGAAAGAACUUCCGUUGUGGAAACACUGAGGAAAUGCUGGCCCAAUAGACUUGUGAAAGAGCAGAUCAGUAAGCGGCUUGACGGUAACCAGUACCUCUUUUUACCACCAAAUCGAUAUAUUUUUCAUGGCGCUGAGGUCUACUCAGACUCUGAAGAUGAUGUGCUGUCCUCCAGUUCUUGUGGCAGUAAUAGUGACAGUGGAACCUGCCACAGCCCAAGCCUAGAAGAACCUAUGGAGGAUGAGAGUGAGAUGGAAGAAUUCUAUAAUGGCUUGGAGGAGGAUGCUGAGGUUCCCGAGAGAGGCAGACCUGGCUUUGGGUGUGACCGAGAUGAGCAGUGUGCAGUUAACGAAGCUAUGUCUGUCAAGGAGGAGGCCGCUGAAGUUGACCAGUCAUCGGACAGAUUAUAAUGUCAUCUUUGCCUGCUUACAGGAACUUUUCCACCAGCAUUAGGAACUUUGGCAUGUCAGAAUGAAAGUUUCCUUCUGAACUUAAGAGAGCAAGGAAAACUAUAAGGGUGUGGUGUUUAUAGACAGUUAAACCAGAUUUUCAUGUAUAAUUUUUACUUUUUCAGUAAUUCUAUAAUUAUACACUCAACACUAACUUUUUUAAAAGAAAGGUAAGGUACUAAGUAUCUUUAGUUAGCUAUUAGUCACUAUGUUCACUUUUUUCCAAGAUCCAUUUUGUGUGAUAAUGCAUCUGUAUGUAUAUAUAGUUUUUUUGGGGGGGGGGUAUGGGGGGGUACCUAGUGAAUUUCAGCAUUUUAAAGUUUUCCAAAAGCCAUUGGAUGUUAAAUUAAUAUAAAGGGAACAGCUAAUCUAGACCAAAGACUGGUAUUUUUCACAAUUUUUUUCCUUUGUAACAUUUUGAAUGGUUGUUUCACACCUUCAUGCUUCUGUUCUGCUAAAUUUUUAUUCAACAAAAUAGCCCCCCACCCCCACCCCUUUUAAAAAACACUGGCAUUUUCAAAGACUUUAGUGGCAGCUAACUUUAAUUUUUGGUCUCAAAAACAUAUAAUCUUUGUAGAUUGAAGCUGAUGAUAACCUGGGAAAGCACAGAAAGUCUUUGCUUUCAUAAGACAUGGGGCUGAAGAGAUGAUAAGGAAUACAAAGAAGGCUUUUUCAAAUUUCCUGUGGAUGGGUUAGCAUUGUCUGUAUUGGCUCAUAAAGCUAACGUGGGAAGAAAAAAAAAACUUCGUUAAAAAUGCUUUGGAAAUGUUUCAGUAUGAGGUGCCUAGCUGGAUCCCCUCGGUUUAGAAGAUAUCUUACCAUUAUUGUGUAAAUACCUAUCACUGUGGUACAGCUUGCAUUGGUCCUUUCCAUAAACAUUAAACUGCCAAGAUGUGAAUAUGCAAAGCUUGUCUGAAUCUGUAAUAAUGGUACUUCUAACAGGGGAGAGUAUUCUCUCUCAUCUAUAUCUAUAUCUACAUAGAUAAACACACACACACACACACACAUAUAUCCAUAUACACAUAUAUAUAUAUUUUUGGACUGCUGUUUUCCCUUCCCCAAAUACCACAGGAAAGUGACAGGAAGCUGAUUAUAAUUCCAAAGUAAUGCAACAUUCAGUAUAGUCUGCCAGAAAGUAUGCCUCUUGGAGGUCAUGCACAGCUCCUAUUUUUGAGGAUUUGGUAUCACAGAAAUGCCAAUUUCUAAUCUAAUAUGACGGAGAGCUUGCCAUGGUGCAGAGGGUCCCUAGCAGUGUAGUCAAUGAAUGGAACUAGUUCCUAUAAUGUAGCUUUGUUUAAAUGUCAUGUAGCCUGCCUUAAAACUACAUUUCAGUUCCUCAGCUACAGAUCUUCCAGCUUUCUGAAGUUCAUAUUUUAUAAAAUUGCACAAUAAAGCAUUUAUUUUCCAAACCACUUUCUCAACAUGACCCAAAAACUACAGAUUAUUCAUACUUUGCUUUAAUAUUUAUUACAGUGUUUAGUAAGGGUUUUGAAAUUGUAGCUGUUCUUUAAGUGUAAGACACCAAUUAGAACCAUAACUGCCAGGGAAACUGAAAUUUGUGUUUUAAGAAUGGACAUUUGUUAAACUAAAAAGAUGUUGGCAUGUUGUCUUGAAGUCUAAAUUCUAAAAGUUUUCAGACCUCAUUUGCAUUUGGUUCCAUUAAAGAAUGCAGUAUGUUUAGUUUUCAUUUGCAUGAUACAAUGUGUUUGUGCUAUAGAUGAUAUUUUAAAUGGAAAGAUUUGUUUUAAAUUAUUUUUACAGUGAGGAUUGUUUUCAGCUCUUUUUAUAUUGUAUAUAUAUAUAUAUAGUGUCUUUUAUGUAAUCUACUGACAUAUGUUUUGUAGACUGUUUAAAAUGACUGGCCCCCUGCAACUUUUGAAAUACAAAACCAGUGUUUUAUACUUGUACAUCCUGUUAAAGUCUAUUAAAAAUUGUCAUUUGACUUUUUUCUUUCUGUUAAAACACUUGCAUUUUUCCAAGUAUACUAAUUAAUUGAUGAAACUGAGGGGUGUUCCCACCUCUCCUUGAGUAAAUAGCUUACUUUAAACAGCAAACACCUUGGUAUUCCUAAACUGUUCUGGACCAUUACAGCAAGAACUUCUAUUAGGUAAAGAAACUUAGGCCCCCUCAGGGAUUAAAUGGAUGUCUGAUUUUGAUUAAUGGAAGAGGCAGGACUAGAACCCCGGUUUCCUAAGAUUCCUCCCCAGGGCUGCCACAUCUCUCCUGUACUGGCCUAGAAGUGUCAGUCUCAGGGAAUGAGUGUUAAUGCCAGUAUCCCAUUUGUUCUAAUGGCACCUUCAAUUUAACUAUGAAUGAAGCCGAGUUUGACAUACUAGGGGAAGAUAGUGCAAUGGAAUAGGGGCAGUGGAAGUGCCUACAACUUUAGGACACGGAAAAGUUACUUUGGGAGAGGGCAUUACUGUGGCUGCCAUUCAGCAUAAGAAACCAGCUAAGCAAUAUGGUGUAUGGAGUAAAAUCUGAAGGUGUAUGGAAUAGGCCUAGACUCAGUGGUCACCUGCCAAUGCAGAUCCCAGCUCCAUAAGGCUUGCCCUUUUUUCCCCACACACCACUAAAGAAUAUGCCCACAUUCUCAGGAUCCAUCUCUCUCCUAGAGAUUGUCUGUUGGAUGUGUUAUAAAGUUAUUGUUCUUGGUAACAAAAUACCCUUGCAACCUGCUCAUGCCCACCAUGCCAGCUUCUUCUAAGAUGGGAAAAUACUGGUUUUAAAAGAGAUGGGCUUUUGUAGUAGAGAACAAUUUGGAGUUACUAGAAGUACCGCACAGUUUUCCAAACAGUCCAGUUUGAUCGCUGCCCAGCUCAGCACACUAAUUUGUGUUCAUUGUUAGGGACUGAACUGGCUCACCUUUGCACUGUUAUAUUAAAAGGUAUUAUAACUUACCUGAAAGAAAUGUCAAAUAUACUUUGGAUGUACACUUUAUGUUGAAUUUAUGCUGACUACAUUAGACAAAUAUAGUAUAUAAUUAAUUUAAUAAAUAAGCAUUUCUUUUAAAAUAAUUAUUUAGCUUCUACUUUAGGUCUUACCCAGUAGUGUGGGACAGACACACACACACACACACACUCAUUCGCACAACUCCCAAGACACAAAUGAUCCCUUAUUUUUUUAAUUUUUAAAGUUGAUGACUGAAAAGUGAUCAAUAAAGCAGAAAACCAUGCUAAUCAGAUAAGCUCAAAGAGACAUCAUUAAGGUGUUACAAGCAUUUACAGAACAAGGAGUAGGUGGCAGAAACAGGGCUGCUUCAAGGUCCCUCAGAUGGUUUUUUAGAUUCAAACUUAAAGAACCCUAGGAAGCCCUGGCCUAGACAGAGAAUCUGAUGGAUGAAGGAGGAAGCUGGGCAGUAACCAACUCCUCCCUUCUCCAAGGCUCUGAGCUGGCCUGCCAAAAGAACAAACCCAAGGGUGUCACUUGAAGGUUGUCUCCUACAGAUGGCUUCAUUGGGACUUACUCCUGGGAGAGUGGAAAGAGACCAGGAAUAGCAAUCACUGACACUUUAAUAGUUUCCAUUGCUAUUUAUCAUCUAGCAAAUGCUGACCAAUAGAGCUCAGCCUGUCUAAAUUAUAUUCUGAGCUGGACCCAAAAUUGGAAGGGCUAUGGGCAGCUAGAGGACAGAAGAGCACUAAAUGCCUAAGGAAAAAGAAGGGAAACAUGAAGGUAUUUAAGUUGGGAGAUGAAAGAGAAAGAUAUGGGUAAGGGACGGCGGGAAGGUAGGGCCCAGGAUUGUGCAUCUGCGUAGACUGUCUAAUGGUGGUAUGGGUCAUCCAUACCAUGAUCCCUGGAAUCAAGGGGCAAUCUCAUUGGGGAGACAAAUGGGAGAAAAUUGGGUCCUAAACUCUAGUAUUACUUGUAUAUAAGCCAUUUGGAAGGUCAGCAGAGAGUCAGGAGGUGGCCACUGGGCAUAGGGGCUUUUCUGGGGCAAUAAGUGGAAUAUGCUUUUAAUUCAGAACUUGCAAACUGUCUUCCUUCCAUUCACUUAGUAUGAAAUAAGUAUUUAUGUAAAAGUGUUGGAAAUAACAAGUAUCUUAAGUCUAUAUAAAGAAGCUGGCCAUGAACUGGAAAAAUGCCAGUAAGUGUGGGUCCUUAUAUGUGCUAAUGAGAGCAGGAUGGUUUUCCUGUCUUUGGUGUAAAUCUGUUGAUAAUAAACUACUGUUAAAAGUUUUUGAAAUUGCACUUCUGAUAUUAAAAUAUUUUAAUUUAA